AUGGCUCUACAUCAGUAUGCAUGUGGCAUCACUGUGAUGAUCAUUCUCCUCUCCAGAGGAAUUAAUUCAGAACCUGCCUGUGCCAGGUCUCUAAUCACUAGCGGGAUCUUAGAAGUGCAAGAUGCCUCUCCCGGAACUUGGCCCUGGCAUGUCACUCUUACCGACCGUGGCAGAGUCUUUUGUCAAGGCUCUUUGAUCACAGAUGAGUGGGUUCUGACGGCUGCCAGUUGCUCAUUAAGAUCUUACCUCAGUGGUGCAGUAUUGAACUUGGGUGCAAACAACCAGUCAAGAUUUGGGGAAGUAACUCGUAGAGUUGACUCAAUUGUCUGCCAUCAAGAUUAUGGAUCUCAUUAUGAUAACGGUGAGAACGACAUCUGUCUUGUAAAGCUGUCAGCUCCUGUCAACUUCACGGACUACAUCCAACCGGUCUGCUUGGCCUCAGAAGAUAGCACUUUCUAUGAUGGAACUGCCAGCUGGGUCGCUGGUUUCAUUGGUACUGGCUAUUAUGGUCCUACUUUCCAUGAAGUAGAUGUAUCAGUGUUCGGGAACAAUAAAUGCAGCUGCAUCUACAGAAACUACUACUACCAGAGCUUCAAUCCAAUAACAGAUAACAUGAUUUGUGGUGGAAUUGAGAACGGAUUAAACCCUGUAAAUUAUCAAAAACAAGGUGCUGCUCUUGUGACGAAAAAAGCCUCCAUCUGGGUCCAAAGUGGGAUUGUGAGUUAUGUUAAUGAUUAUUACCUCGGUCGACCUACCGUCUACACUCGUGUGUCCCAGUACCAGAAAUGGAUCAGCUCGCAGGCUGCAGCAGGGCCGAGCUCAAUUCAUGGCAGUGGCUGCGUUGCAGCAGUUCCGGUGGCGGUUCCGGUGGCAGUUCCGAUGGCUCGAUGUGGCUUUUUGGCUGCCAAUAAGUGGCCGGCAGCGGGCACCACCGGCCACUCCGGGGGCAGCAUCUGCCAGCGGCGGGCACCAUCAGCCACUCCGGGGGCAGCAUGCUGGCUGCGGGCACCCCUGGCCACUCCGGGGGCAGCAUCUGCCGGCAGCGGGCACCAUGGGCCACUACGCAGCCACGUCGGUAGCAGGCUCUCCGGGCACGGCCACUACGCAGCCACCAUGAUGACAGUCCGGCUGUCAUGCCAGUAG
This is a messenger RNA of Cyprinodon variegatus (sheepshead minnow), 1143 nucleotides long. Its product is annotated as chymotrypsin-like protease CTRL-1. The record is from RefSeq and is a predicted model, not a curated record. Gene Ontology annotation, biological process: proteolysis. The transcript has 8 exons. Gene Ontology annotation, molecular function: serine-type endopeptidase activity. The coding region runs from base 1 to 1143 and encodes 380 amino acids. Lineage: Eukaryota; Metazoa; Chordata; Actinopteri; Cyprinodontiformes; Cyprinodontidae.